This is a messenger RNA of Epinephelus moara (kelp grouper), 10196 nucleotides long. RefSeq names its product protein tyrosine phosphatase receptor type Z1b (gene ptprz1b). Bases 216 to 4499 code for a protein of 1427 amino acids. NCBI's taxonomy places the organism in Eukaryota, Metazoa, Chordata, Actinopteri, Perciformes, Serranidae. Gene Ontology annotation, molecular function: protein binding; protein tyrosine phosphatase activity. Gene Ontology annotation, biological process: peptidyl-tyrosine dephosphorylation. The transcript is spliced from 32 exons. The record is from RefSeq and is a predicted model, not a curated record.
CCAACCAGCCAGCGAGCCCGCACUCCUCCAACCAAACCCAGCCGAACCACACCGAGCCGAGCCAGAGCCACUGGAGCAUUUAGCCGUGCCGCCCCGCACAGAGGCAGCAGAGGAGGAAUGAUGACCUGGUAGCGCAUCUUUACGCACCCGACCCGCCGUCCGUCCCUUAUAAACCCACAAUCUGCCUCUUUACGUUUAAUUCUCUCACCGAGACCAUGGAGACGGCAGUUUCCAGGACCGAUAUUCUCAUCUCUCAGCUGCUCCUUUUCAGCCAAAUAGUUGUGGCAGCGGAGCCGCUGGUCCGAGGCCUGAGAAAACUCCCUGAAGAUAUCGACUGGUCAUAUUCAGGUGUCCUGAGCCAGCGCAACUGGGGUAAAAAGUACCCAGCCUGUAACAGUGCUAGGCAGUCUCCUGUGGACAUCGACGAGACCUUUACCCAAGUCAGGCUGCAGUACCAGAAUCUACAGUUAGAGGGCUGGAACAAACUGACGGCAGAGUCCAGCACCAUCCACAAUGACGGGAAGACAGUGUCCAUCAGUGUGGAGGGGGAGUUCUUCGUCAGUGGAGGAGGGCUGAGCUCCAGGUUCCGUGUUGGUAGGAUCACCUUCCACUGGGGGCGCUGCAAUGCAACAUCAGACGGGUCUGAACACAGCCUGAACGGGAUGAAAUACCCUCUGGAGAUGCAGAUCUACAGUUAUGAUCCAGAUGACUUUCAAAGUCUGGAUGAUGCUAUUAGGGAAGGAGGGAGGAUCUCUGCCUUAGUCGUGCUCUUUGAGAUCGGAUUGGAAGACAGCGAGAACUUCAUUCCUGUAAUAGAAGCUGUCAACACUGUCAGCAGGUUUGGUAAGAGCGGGUCGAUAGAAGCUUUCACCUUACGGUCCUUGCUGCCUAAUAACACAGAUAAAUAUUACAUCUACAACGGCUCACUAACUGCUCCUCCCUGCUCGGAAACUGUGGAAUGGAUCAUCUUUAAACACACUGUGGCCAUAUCUGAGACACAGUUGGAGGUGUUUUGUGAGGUGAUGACCAUGGAGCAGGCCGGGUAUGUGAUGCUGACGGAUUACCUGCAGAACAACUUCAGGGAGCAGCAGCAACAGUUCAUGGGUCAGGUGUUUGCCUCGUACACCGGAGUGGAGGACGUGCUCACACCCACCUGCAGCUCGGAGCCAGAGAACGUUCAAGCUGACGCCCAGAACGACACAACUAUCGUAGUGACAUGGGAACGUCCCCGUGUGGUUUACGACACAACCAUCGACUGGUACACCGUCACCUACCAGAGGCUGCAGGGUCAAGACCAGAGUAAGCAGGAGUACAGGACAGACGGGGACCAGGACGUGGGCGCCAUCAUCCCCAGUCUGCUGGCCAACAGCAGCUAUGUGGUUCAGGUGGUUGCGUUUUGCACCAAUGGACUCAGAGGACGAUGGAGCGACCAGAUUAUAGUGGACAUGCCGUUAGAGGACCCUGAAAGUGAUUCAGAUCCUGACGCUGUCGCAAAAGAUCUGGAAGGCACCAGGGAGUUCUCAUCUAGAGCCAAAUCGGAGAGGCCAGAGAACCAGAAUCAGGUGGAUUUUUCUCCAGACGACCACAGCCCCGUGGAGGAGAUCCCAGUGGAGCAGACCAGGGUUUACCAGAACCAACCUACAUACCACCACAAUCUCCCAGUGCAGGUCAGCACCCGUUCAACCCCAGAGACCCCGUCUGAGUCUGCUGUUCUACAGAAAACUCGACUCAACCAGAAUAUAAAAAAGAAACCAGACCAGAGCAGGUCUAAACCCGAUGAUAUGGAUCAGAACUGGAUUUACGAGGAUAGUGAUCCAACGCACCGGCCAAUCACUAAAGCAGGUUUUGAUGGCAACGGUGCAAUAUGGGUGACUGAGGUAACAGAGCAGCCGGGCUUCCUGUUUCCAGUUGCUCGGACGACCACACUGCCGACGAUCCGCCGACAAAUCACAGAGGAGGCCUCGCUGUCAGUGUUGCCACAACAGUCAGGAGAUCACAGUUCACUAGACCAAGCUGGAGAGAGUGGGCUCCCUUCUCCCCAGUCAGACCUUUACACCCCUCCUGUGGAGGACAUGCAAGUCACAGAUAUCUUCUAUGAAGACACAGUCAACAACUUCCCACUAGAAACAACCACUUCUGCUGCAACAGUGUCUGCUGCUUUGCCAGGUGAUAAAGUGGACAAAGUCUCCCUGUCGUCCUCUGGAGAUGAUGAUGCCCCUGUGAACAAACCCUAUCCAGACACUGUGACCUCGGUGUCCUCCACCUCAUCCCCUGUCUGGAUCAAGGCGAGGGCGGCAACUGCCAGCAACACACUGGCUGAGUCUGUCUACAAAACAUUCACAACCUCCUCUCUUCUCAGGGUGCUGAUGCACACAACCCAGCCCAUGUUUAACGAGGGCAGCAACAGCAGCCAUGAGUCUCGGGUCGGCCUGGUCGGAGGUGUGGAGAGGGAGAAGAGGACAGUUGUUCCUCUGGCUGUCGUCUCCACUCUCACCAUACUCUGUCUGCUUGUACUAGUGGGCAUACUCGUCUACUGGAGAAACUGUUUCCAGGCAGCUAAUUUCUACCCAGAUGACAGCGCGUCACCUAAAGUCAUUUCAGCUCCAUCUACACCACUGCUGCUGGCCACGGACGGUCACGAGCCACUGACAGUGAAACAGUUUGUGAAGCAUGUGAUGGAGCUGCACACCACCAACACCUUCUCCAAGGAGUUUGAGAUUGUCAAAGAAUCCUAUGAGGAAGUACAGGCGUGCACGGUUGACAUGGGCAUCACUGCUGACAGCUCCAAUCACCCUGACAACAAAAGCAAGAACAGAUACAUAAACAUACUGGCCUAUGAUCACAGUAGAGUCAAACUCUCCAACAGUUUGGACAGAGACGGGAAAUGUGGAGACUACAUCAAUGCUAACUUUGUAGAUGGCUAUGAGCGAACGAGAGCGUACAUCGCAGCUCAGGGGCCUCUCAGAGCGAGCAGGGAAGACUUCUGGAGGAUGAUCUGGCAGCAGAAUGUUGGAGUUAUUGUCAUGAUCACCAACCUCAAGGAAAAAGGACGGACAAAAUGUGACCAGUACUGGCCGGAGGAGAACCAGGAGGAAUACGGUUCCUACCAGGUGACCCUGAAAAGCAGCAAAACCCUCGCUUACUACACACUGCGGACGUUCACUGUCAGAGACACCACAAAUAAGGCUUCUCAGAGGAGAGUUGAACACACAGUCCUUCAUUACCACUACACCCAGUGGCCAGACAUGGGUGUCCCAGAAUACACCCUGCCUGUGCUGUCCUUCAUCAGAGCAUCCUCCCAGGCGCGAACACAAGAGAUGGGACCUGUACUGGUACACUGCAGUGCCGGUGUAGGAAGGACAGGAACCUACAUCGUGAUUGACAGCAUGCUGCAGCAGAUCCAGGAUCAGGGUACAGUGAACGUCCUUGGUUUCCUAAAGCAUGUCCGGACACAGAGGAACUUCCUGGUUCAGACGGAGGAGCAGUACGUGUUCAUCCAUGACACUCUGGUGGAGGCCAUCUUGAGCCGUGGCACCUUAGUGACCUCUGACCUCCUCCACACUUAUGUGUCUGACCUUCUGAUCCCUGGGGCGUCAGGCAGGACACGCAUGGACAAACAGUUCAAGUUGAUCAGUCAGCGUCAGGCGAAGCACGCAGACUACAGCACUGCCCUGAGAGACGGCAAUGCUGAGAGGAACAGAGCCAGAGCUCUGAUGCCUGUGGAAAGAUCAAGAGUGUGUCUGACCACUUCAGAGACAAACUCCACAGGGUACAUCAACGCCUCCUACGUCAUGGGACAUCACCACAGCAAGGAGUUCAUAGUGAGCCAGACUCCUCUGAGCAGCACGGUCGCAGAUUUCUGGAGAAUGAUCUGGGAACACAGCACACACACUGUUGUCCGUCUGCCAGACACACACUGUCAGAGUGAAGAGGCUGAGUCGUGUGUUUACUGGCCCAGUAAAGACCAGCCACUGAGCUUUGAGGGUUUCACUGUGUCAUAUUUGGGGGAGGAGCAAGUGUGUCUGUCCAAUGACGAGAGGCUUUUGGUGCAGGACUUUACACUGGACUCUCCACAGAACAAUUAUGUGUUGGAGGUGCGUCAGUACAGCGCCUCCUGCUGGCCCAACCCGGACAGUCCCAUCAGGAACAGUUUUGAUCUGGUCAGCACAGUCAGAGAGCACAGCAGACAUUCAGACAGUCCGACAGUCGUGCAUGAUCCGUUGGGAGGUGCUACAUCAGGGCUGUUCUGUGCCCUCACCACCCUGUCCAGUCAGCUAGAGGAGGAGGGAGCAGUCGAUGUUUACCAGGUGGCACGGAUGACCAACCUCAUGAGGCCUGGGGUUUUUAAUGAUAUUGAGCAGUACCAGUAUCUGUACAGAGCAGUGCUGAGUCUGGUGAGCAGCCAGGAAGACCAGAGAGCCCUGCAGAGUCCAGAAACCAAUGGAUCUGUACCACUGGGACAGACGAACAUCGCUGAGAGCUUGGAGUCACUUAUGUAGACACACUCACACACACUAACACAGACAAAGACACAGACACAUGCACACACAUACACAGAAUUCACACCAGUAUAGACUGACUAUCAUGUCAGAUAGAGUGGCCAAUUGGUCAUACUCGUCCUUUUAAAGGGACAGUUCACCCAAAAAUCAAAUAUACAUAUUUUCCCUCUUUAACAUAGUAGUAUUUAUUAGUUUAGUUUUGGUGUGAGUUGCAGAGUGUUGGAGAUAUUGGCCAUAGAGAUGUCUGUCUUCUCUCAAAUGAAAUGGAACUAGAUGGCACUCAGCUUGUGGUGCUCAAAAUGCCCAAAAAUAAAUUUGACAACUCAAACUCAACAGCAAUGUCUCUUUCCAGAAAUCAUGACCCAGGUACUCAAGAUAAUAUAAAGAUCUUGUUGUGAGCAGUUUCAUGUAGGAACUAUUUUCUUUCUAUUGAACUACACCCACCAACCGUGUCACUGCAUAGAAGGAAGCUUAUUUUUUUGGCCAUUUAAGCACCACAAGCCGAGUGCCAUCUACUACUGUUAUAUCCAAAAGAAGGCAGACAUCUCUACAGCCAAUAUCUCCAACACUCUGCAACUCACACCAAAACAAUCUUAAUAGAUGAAUAGCUCUACAGGUAAGAAGGAAAAUAUGUGUUUUUUAAUUUUGGGUGAACUGUGAACUUUUAAAAGAGAAAGGUAUCUUUCUCAUGAGGCAUCAUUUAUAAAGGAUUUAUUCUUAUUAAUGGUUAAUAAAUAAUUUACUUAUUCUUUAUAGAUCAGUUAUACGUCUUUAGAUAAGCAAUGGUUGUGUUGCCAGGUUGUGAAAACUCCCUUUGACUGGUCAGAAAGGGCUUUAGAUGAUAUGGACCAAAAUCUUUUUAGUAAAAUUAUAACUCUGUUCUAUAUGGUUUAUUAGAAAGUAAAAACCUCAUGUGCAUUUAUUAAUGAAUGGCCUAAUAACUGAUCUCUGAAGCAUCAGAACAUGAUUUAUUAACCAUAAAUAAAGUCAUUAGUCCUUUACAACAGUGUCAUUAUGAGGAAGUGGUACCAAAAAAGCUUCACUGCCUUUCCAACAAGAACCUACAAACGUUCCAUCUGUGUUUCUGUUGCUGGUCAGCAUGGAGCCUGAAGCCGCAGAGCUUCAACACAAACCUUUUGAGGGGUUUCAUUAAAAACUAAAUGAAUUUCAUAUAAACACACAUAAAAAAACAACAAAAAGUUCAUAAUUUAUCACUGGAAAUUAUUUUUCUUAAUGAUGGAAGGAGUCAGCUAUUUAAUUCCAAUAACAGACCUACUUUAAAUUCAUAACGUCUGCCUAUUUUAAUCUUUCUUUAACAUUUAUUUCUUUAAUUAGUGGUCUCUUUGCCUUUUUAAAAUCGCUCCCUGUCUUCUAAAAGACAGAAAUAAAUAUGAUUAAAAAUAGAAAUUGGAAAAUAGGCAAAACAAAAAUACAAUUAUACAAAUUAGUUACAAAUAAAAGAACAACAAGAUGACUUGUUAAAAAGAAAAGAAGCAAUGCAGGAAAUUACAUUCUCCUAAUCUCUUGUCCUACAUUUUUUAUGCACUGCACAUUAACCAGCAGAUUUUGGGGCUCAAACUACCACACAUCCUUAUAUAGAGAAAUAUUUUGAAUUACCAAAAUCUCCUAAGGCCUCACUCGUGACAGUAUAUUGACUGCUGGUAUUUACUGCUGUUGAAUUUAUCUGUUUCUGUCUCGUCGCCACUGGCUCCAUGGUCUCUGGUACCCUGUGCCUUUUGUAAUUCAUGUUAUUGUACUUUAAACCUGUUUUGAUACAACUGUGUGACUAAUAUGCCAAAAUAAUGAUCUGUGAUAAUUUGUUUCUUUUCUAUUUUCUUAAAGUCCUGUUGCGCUCGUUACUUUCGUACGUAAAAGUCGGAGAGGAGAUAAGAUGUUGUAGGAUGUUUUGUAAAAGACGCAAUCUGGGAUUUAAAGGGAUAUUCCACACAAGAUCUGACAGGUGGCAGUUUAAAUUUAUGUCAAUUAAAGGAAUACUUUUUUCCCCAAAUGACCAUUUGUUUAUCAGUUACUCACCUCGUGUUAAGCUGAAUUUAUGUUGAAAACUUCAUUUUUCUUGCUUGCCUUCAUGGUGAGUGAACAAUCCAAAAAAAGAGAAAAAUCCUGAUAAAUUAAAGUUAUCAGGGUCCAUAUUUAACAACAGCAAAACAAUGGCAAGGCAAGGCAAGGUAAGUUUAUUUGUAUAGCACAAUUAAACACAAGGUAAUUCAAAGUGCUUUACAGAGACAUUAAAAGCAACAAGACACAAUUUAAAACAAUAAAAACAGUCAAUUAAAAAGGGAAAUAGAAAUUGAGAAUGAUAGUGAUAAUAAAAUACAGUAACAUAAAAUAAAAACAGGCUCAAUACAUUGCAUCUAAGAGCACUGCAUACACAGUCAUUAUCGUUAACAAACUAUAGAAGAUUUGUAUAGCUGCAAUGUCAAAACUCCUGUUUACAAACUUCCCAAACAGAGAGCCUUUUCCAGGGGAGAGCUAAAAAGGAAGUGACACUUGUCUAUGCUCUCUUCAAAGCCAGACUCCAUUGACAAAAACAAUAAUUUUACUUUGCUCAACACAGGAGCUGCUGGUCUACCGCUGCCUCGAUCAGUUAGUUUGUGGUGUUGUGUGAGUUUGGUGAAUCCAUCCCUUUAUAACACAAUAGUCACACAAUAACACAAACUAACUGAUCAAGGCAGCGGUAGACCAGCAGCUCCUGUGGUCAGCCAAGUGAAAUUACUGUUGAUGUCAAUUGAGUUUGGCUUUGAAGAGAGCAUAGACAAGUUUCACUUCCUGUUUAGGUCUCCGCUGGGAAGUACUACUGUAAGCAUAUGACUGUAUAAAUGAGACUUGGAUUAUAUUGCAUGAGUUGUGUGAGAGUUUUUAAACAGAUGUUUUGAUUUAGUUUGCUGUUGUUAAACAUGGACCCCUAUGACUUCAAUUCAUUAAGACAUGCAAGAUAAACAAAGAUUUCUUGACUAAUUCAACAUAACACGUGGUGAUUAAUUGAUAUACAAAAGAUCAUUUGGGGGGUGAAGUGUUCCUUUAACAAUGGAUUCCAAUGGUAACCAGUUUUGAUAAAGUGCAGAAAAUAUUAAAAUCACUCCUGCAACAAAAUGAUCAGUCAUUAUAAUCAGUUAUAAUAAAACAAGUACAUCGUUGAAACAGUUGGCAUAUUGUUGCAAACAUUUAGUGUUUGGACAAAUAAAAGAGACAGUGAAAAGAAAAACAAACAGCUGAUAUUACUAUGACAAAAUGUUCUAUUCUGUUAAACCAUAGACUGAAAAUGAAAUUCAUAAGCUGAGAGCCGUGACUUGCUCUGCAUCCCUGUGCCACUUACUAUAACUGUUUUCAUGUCGAGGGAGUCCAAAUGUCUUGUUGCAUCAGACACGAUCACUCAACCUCUGAAUCACUUUCAAACAAUGUCGCAGCUUCUAUCUGUACCUGUUUUGCAUCCACUCUGUACUGUUAUUUAGCCCUGGGGAUGCAAAAUGGCACAAACUAUAGAGGCUACUUCUACUGAAGCAGACAGUGAUUUAUCUAACUGUAAUAUGUCUGAACUCUUUCUGUGUAAAUAUCCCUGAAUACAUCAAAAGGCCAAAUUACUGUAUGUUUAUACUGUACCUCUAUAUAUUUUCUAUUUUACUAUAAAAAGUGAUUUUCUAGUCAUUUACACAUAUACGAUAUAACUGUGUGGAUCCUAUUUGAUAAUUUUAGCCUGGAAAUAUUGAUCAUGUUUAUAGUUUUAAUGGAAUGUUAUCUCUUUUUAUUAUCUUUAUGAUUACAGUAGCAGCUUAAUGUCUAUACGUUUAUCUCCAGCCAUGAGCUGGUGCAGUAUGUACAUAGCAACAGGUUGAAGCGGCAAGAUUUAAGAUUUGUUUGAAACCUUGUUUAUGAUUUUAAACUUGUUUCUUUUUCUGGGAGGGGGAAAAUAAAAUGUUCUUGUUUAGACCCAAACUUAUCCCUUUAUUUUCUUUAAUAGUCAUAUAAAGACACAGACAAAUAGGAUUGCAGAUUUAUCAUGCUUUUAUUUAUAUUAUCAUACAUUGUAUUGCAUUGUCUCCCCUGAUCAACCUGUACAUGACAUGAUAGUUCAGACAAAAACGUGUUAAAUAAUCAAUGCACCAUAAGAGGUUAACAAAGAUUAAGUCAAAACCAAAAAUAUAUAUAUCUAUAUAAUCAUAUUAAUAUUUGUAAUGACACAUUAUACUGUAGCAGUCACAUAAGAUAAAGUGUAUAUAGUGCAUUGAAAAUAAACCUCGUUAUGCAGUGAGAAUAUGAGUGCCCACCCUGGGAGUAUUUUUUUUAAUUUUUUUUUAUUUUACUUUAAAAUAUCAAGCACAUAAACCCAAAGCAGAUCCCCAUCCUGCCUUCACACUCUGCACAUCACAUCUGGCUUCUCACAGCCCUGUCAGCGUCCAAAUGAUGCUCAUCAUGUUUGCAGUGGUUGUGUUUACAUGCAAUCAGUACUUGAGAUAACGUCACAGUACAGAGGCUGAGUUUUAUUUACACCUGGUUCAAGUAAAAAAGGCUCUGGAUAUUUUUUAAAAAUAACUGUUAGUUAGAAAACAGCCAUGAUGCUGUGGCUUUUUUUAAGUGUUAACAUUUUUAGGCAGGGGUCCAAUUUUCACUUUAAAAGACUGAAAGGUACGUGUGGCAUCAAGCUGUCUUAUAGUACAAUCAGUACAUUUUCAGGCCUAUUUGACAGGCAUUUUUUUUUAAGUCCUUUAUUACAACAGUCCUCUUUGUUUCAAACUGCAUGUGAUCAUAAGCAAACAUUUCUCUAGACCUCCAUCAUCUGAGCCAAAGGACUGGAUGAAAACUGAAUGCCAAAAUUAUUCCAAGGUGCAUAUAGACACGCUCAAGUCCACAACAUCCUAAUUAAAAACAAAAACACCUUAUGUUUUUUUUAAUCAUAAUAUCAAAGUAAAGGUUUAUGGCAAAGAGUUCACUGUUGGUAACAACUUGGAGUAUUUUAGUCCACAAAAUGUUUUGAAUUUUCUCAGAGUGCAUACUAUCUACCGAACAGAGGCUAGAUAUUGUUUUAUAAUCUUUCCUAUUUUUGACAUGAAGUAAAGCCAUCUCUACUCAUUGGAUAGAUAAACCUCAUAGAUAAUAAUCUUGUUAAUUCAGAAAAACAAGACCAGAUUUUUUCCUUGUAAAAAAUUAUUAAAAAUUCUGAGAUAAUAAUCGUGUUUAUUUAUACAAAGAGCAGAAUUUUUUUUUUUUUCAUUAAAUCUUUUCUCAGAAAUUUGAAAUAAAGCCUCAGCUGUAUUAAUGUUGCUUUCAUUAAGCACUAACAUACUAUACUAUAUUAAACACAGCUAAAAAAAAAUAUUAUGGCACAUAGAGGUGUUAAAAUCAAGGACACUUCAGCAGCUUAGAUGAUGGCUGACAAAUCCAGUCCUCAUGUCAUCCUGCUGCCUGGGCCAUAGUGGCAAUUUUCUGUAACAUAUCCAUAUGCUUUUAUAUCCUUUGUGACAAUUUGUAUCAAUUAUCAUACAUUUUCAAAUAACAGCCAUAAAAUAAGUUAAGGGCAGAUAAAAAAUGCUAUUACUAGUACCUGUGCUACAAUGAGCUUAAUAGUCCCACAGCAUUAAUUCGAUUAGUCUUUGUUUCUGUUCUGUUGGGAAACUUAUCACUUCCUUUUUCAAAAUAAAAGCCUACCAGAGAAGUAAAGGGAUUCUGCCCCCUGAACUGAAA